AUGGAUGCGGAAAAGGAACGGAAUCGUAUCCGAGACAACCAGCGCCGUUCACGGGCUCGGAAGAAGGAAUACGUCCAGGAGCUCGAGCAGCGUCUUCGAGAAUGCCAGUUGAAAGGCAUAGAGGCCUCUGCAGAGGUUCAGCAGGCUGCACGUCGAGUCGCGAACGAGAACCAGAAGCUACGGAAACUUCUCAACAACGUGGGUCUAAGUGACGAGCAGGUCGAUCAAUUCUUGAAGACCGGUACAGCCGAAUAUACGGACCGCCAUAGACUACAGAGGCACCCUUCGGGAAGCAGCAUGCCGGGGAAUGCGGCGUCUGCAUUAGACAGUCUUAUGGUUGCGAGGAGGCCGGAUUGCCUCGACUUGACCAAACCAUUACGUUCACCAAGCCAGCACACAAACACCGACCAAGUUCUUUCGUAUGACACGGGAUCUAAUUCUCCGGCUGACAGCUAUGCUGCCACUCCUGAGGAUGCUCGUCAAUCACCUUACGGGAUGGAGUCUGCACCUCCCAUUGGCAUUCCUCAAGCGGCUUACAGACAGGUUGGCGAGUUGCCAGGUCAACGGUUUGCCACCGAAGAUCAAAUCAGACACGGGGCAAGAUGGCCUCCAAACCACAUGCAGCCGUCUAGUGGCCUGGUUAUGAACUUACAGGGCUAUGGAGAAAACCAGACAAUCGACUUCCACCCAUCUUUUACCAGCGCAGACACGACGAGCACUCUACCACCGAAUUGUCGCGCACAAGUUACGCCUUCAUAUUCUGCGUACGAGACAAUACCUCAGCCUCCAAACUUCAUUGCCUCCCAAUUAGGGGGUGGCAGCGCUAGCCAUUCCGGUCCUGCCUCGGUGUCUGAUACAGAUUCGAGCGCAGAAGGCCGGCGAUCACGACAAGCUGGCAACGUGGAUGCAUACCCUUGGAUGCCGUCAGAUACUGUUGUAGGAUCACAUUACAACGCCCGUGAACUAAUGUGGAAUCAGUAUCCUCCCCCUUCUCCACGAGGUGGCCUAAGGCCUUCAGACAACCAACAACACGCAGAUACAAUCCACGUGCCGAGUUCAGAUCGCAAAAUGCAAUAG
Messenger RNA from Colletotrichum truncatum, 1077 nucleotides. RefSeq lists its product as uncharacterized. Lineage: Eukaryota; Fungi; Ascomycota; Sordariomycetes; Glomerellales; Glomerellaceae. The record is from RefSeq and is a predicted model, not a curated record.